This is a messenger RNA of Hyla sarda, 6793 nucleotides long. RefSeq names its product seizure related 6 homolog like (gene SEZ6L). Gene Ontology annotation, biological process: synapse maturation. The transcript is spliced from 18 exons. The coding region runs from base 247 to 3264 and encodes 1005 amino acids. Gene Ontology annotation, cellular component: neuronal cell body; endoplasmic reticulum. Lineage: Eukaryota; Metazoa; Chordata; Amphibia; Anura; Hylidae. The record is from RefSeq and is a predicted model, not a curated record.
ACUGCAGUUCCCUUCAGUGCAUGCCUUCCUUUCCAUGUGUCUGUGCCUUAUAGCACUUUGUGCCUGCAUUCUCUCAGUGCGUUGCCUUGGAUGUUAUAAUAUGAAUGCUUCCUAGCAGCAGCAUACCAGAUCACUACACACAGUCUGUCACAUUAGACAUCUUUCAGUGGAUGUGCAGACCAGAGCUGGAAAUCUUGCUCAACUACCCUGACUUAUCCUGGUUUCCUUAGACUCCGAGGUUCUGUCAUGUUGACCCGUGGAAUAUGCCAGUCUCCUGGUCCCUAUGUCCACCCUUCCAUCCUCUUCUUCAUCAUCCUGCUUCUUGGAGCCCAGGCUGAAGAUGAUAACAUCAAGCAAAGCCCCAUUCCUACAAUUACAUUGGAAUUGCUCCCAGUGGAACAGGGCAGCAACAGAAUUGGAAGGGAAAAUUCCAACCUCAAGGACACAGGAUCACAAAGUGCCCCUCAUUCUGGAGAAGAACUCUUUGACUCAGAAAGGGAAGGUUUGAUCCAUAGGGAGGUAUCUCAAGCUCCCAGCUCCACUCCAGACUUUGCUGAUAAUCAAACAUUACCAACUCGGAAAAAACCUCCAUCCUUAAAGCAGUUAAACAUUGCAAGGAAGCGCUUGAGGCCAGUAAUGCCAACUGCCUUGGAAAGACUAGUGGAGGCUCGUCCCAGUGUUUUAUCAUCACCAUUAUCAUCCUUAGAAAAGUCCCCUGUUUUAAAGGAUAUUUCUUCUGAAACAAGGGCGGUAAAGGAACACAUCCCAGAGUUUCCAUUGUGGAUAAACAGAAGGCGACAUAGUGGAUUCAUCCCUCAAAUACCUUUCCAGUUGUCUCCAUACACAGCACAACCAUCAAACACACACAGUCUGGAUUCUGUAAAGUUGUCCUCAACUGAUAUCAACACUUCAGUACAAGCAGAUGAGCCCUAUAGGACACAUCAUGGGGACAAUGAUAUGGUCGCAGAUGAAAGUCAAGAUACUACUACUUCCACUAUAAUAACCACCACCGUGAUCACAACUGAGCAAAGUCCAGUUCAAUGCAGUGUGAACUUCUGGGAACCGGAAGGAUACAUUGAUUCAACAGAUUAUCCUCCACUUCCUUUGAAAAAUUUCCUGGAAUGUACAUACAAUAUCACAGUCUACAUGGGUUAUGGAGUGGAGUUGCAGGUUAAAAGUGUAAACCUAUCUGAAGGAGAGCACCUUUCUAUUCGAGGUAUAAGUGAGGAGGGUCUUGUGGUCUUGGCAAAUGAAACUCUUCUGGUUGAAGGUCAAGUGAUCCGAAGCCCAACCAAUAGCCUCUCAGUUUACUUCAAAACAUUCCAAGAUGAUACAAUCGGAACCUUUCAGCUGCAUUAUCAAAUUUUUAUGUUAAGCUGCAGUUUUCCUCGAAGACCAGAUUACGGUGAAGUUACUGUCAUGAAUCUACAUGCUGGAGGAACAGCCCAUUUUCAUUGUAAUAUGGGAUACGAGUUGGAAGGGUCAAGAAAUCUGACUUGCAUCAAUGCUUCAAAACCACGAUGGAGCGAUAAAGAGCCUGUCUGUAUAGCUCCUUGUGGAGGAAGAGUGCAAAAUGCCACAGUUGGAAGAGUUUUAUCCCCAAAUUUUCCAAGUAACUAUAGCAACAAUCUCUUUUGUGCAUGGACAAUAGAUGCUCCAGGAGGACAGAAAUUACACCUGCAUUUUGAGAAGUUCAUUUUGACUGAAAAAGACAGAUUGGCAGUGUACAGCAGCGGGAAGAUUCUCUUUGAUUCUGUAAAAACAGAAACUGUGCCGUUUGAAGGUCUGAUUAGUGAAGGGUCUUGCAUUAGGAUUGAAUUCUCUACAGAUGAGUCCAAAACAGCUCCAGGGUUCAAUAUUCGCUUUGAAGCCUUUGAGAGAGGACACUGCUAUGAACCCUAUAUCCAGAAUGGAAACUUCACAACAACAGACCCCACAUACAGUAUGGGAACCGUGGUGGAGUUUUCUUGUGACCCUGGCCACUCUUUAGAACAAGGACCAGCUAUUAUAGAGUGUAUUAAUAUGAAGGACCCUUACUGGAAUGACACAGAGCCUCUCUGUAGAGCAAUGUGUGGUGGUGAGCUGUCUACCCCUGCAGGAGUUAUACUGUCACCAAACUGGCCUGAUCUAUAUACAGAAGGCGAAGACUGUAUAUGGCGAAUCCAUGUGGGAGAUGAUAGAAGAAUAUUCCUUGAUAUUCAGUUAUUAAAUUUGAGUAACAAUGACAUCCUAACUAUUUAUGAUGGAGAUGAGAUUACAUCAAAGAUCUUAGGACAGUUUUUUGGAAGCAGUGGUCCUCAAAAGCUCUACUCAUCCUCUCCUGACCUCUCCAUUCAGUUUCACUCAGAUCCAGCUGGACUGAUCUUUGGAAAGGGGCAAGGUUUUAUCUUAAAUUACAUAGAAGUGUCAAGAAACGAUUCGUGUUCAGACCUUCCUGAAAUUCAAAAUGGAUGGAAAACAACAUCUCACACAGAUCUUGUCAGAGGAGCAAAAAUUACUUACCAGUGUGACCCAGGAUAUGACAUUGUGGGAAGUGAAACCUUAACCUGCCAGUGGGAUCUAAGCUGGAGCAGCGACCCCCCCUUUUGUGAAAAAAUCAUGUACUGCACAGAUCCUGGAGAGGUGGAACAGUCCACACGUCUUAUUUCAGAUCCAGUCCUAUUGGUGGGAACCACAAUCCAGUAUACAUGCAACACAGGCUUUGUUCUUGAAGGAAGUUCUCUUCUUACAUGCUACAGUCGGGAGACAGGGACUCCCAUCUGGACUUCAAGAAUCCCACACUGUGUUUCUGAAGAGUCUCUUGCCUGUGAUAACCCUGGCCUACCGGAAAAUGGCUACCAAAUACUCUACAAAAGGCUCUAUCUCCCUAGAGAGUCCCUCACAUUUAUGUGCUAUGAAGGGUAUGAAUUAAUGGGAGAAGUCACAAUUAAAUGUAUCCUAGGUCAGCCAUCCCAAUGGAGUGGACCACUUCCAGUAUGCAAAGCAACACAAGACAGAUUUGAACACGCAUUACAAGUGGCAGAAGCAGCAGCAGAAACUUCCUUGGAAGGCGGGAACAUGGCAUUAGCAAUAUUCAUCCCAGUAGUGAUAAUUUCUCUGCUUCUUGGUGGAGCUUACAUUUACAUAACAAGAUGCAGAUAUUAUUCCAGCCUUCGCCUUCCUCUUAUGUAUUCUCAUCCAUACAGCCAGAUUACAGUAGAGACAGAGUUUGACAAUCCAAUAUAUGAGACUGGGGAAACAAGAGAAUAUGAAGUUUCAAUCUAAAAGCUGCGGUUUCAUAGGAAAUCAAGCACCGGAUACCUUCUAUCAAGAUGCCAGUUCUGCAACAUGACAGAACUUCUCAGUGCUUAAUCCAGAGACUAUGUGGAGUUAAAAAGAACCUUUUAGUAUUUUAGUUGUAUUUCCUUUUGACUAUUUCUUGAAGAUUUCCAUCUCUGUAUUUAUAACAUUUCCAUUUAGGAGACUAGAUGUGUUUUAGGAAACACUGUUAUGUUGCAGGGUACAAGAAAACCAUGUCAGAACAAGGACAGCGAAUGCUCCCAGGAUUAAUCUAACACAGUUAAUAUAGCCAAACUGCAGUGGUAAUAAAGUGAUAACCUUCAGCUUCUCAGGAUUUGCUUCAAGUCUUGAGCAUUUCAAUACUAGCUUAUUUUGUGCUAUAGAACUAACCGGCAAAAGAUUAGCAAAUGUCUAUGGCGCCUUUUAUGCACUUUAUAGUAUUGCACAUGAAAGAAAAAUUAUUGGAUUGUGUUGGAGACCAAUAAGGAGACAUUUUACAACUUUUUUCAUGGAAAACCCAGAAAAAACACCACAAAAACUAAGAUGUAAUUAAGCAUAUAAUGGAGCGCAAAAAGUAGCAGAAGAAAACUGGGGCUGUCACAAAAUGUGUAAAUUGAUACAGGAAAAGCAGUUUAACAGCUGCUGAACCCUGUAAAACUGUAUUUUAUGUGAUACAUCUAUCAUUAUUGCAGUGGUUUACAUCCAAACAGCAAUACACCAUUGUUCUAAUGAUCCAAAGUGCUUUAUUGUAUCAGUUUGCUUCUUAUAAAAAGUCUUGGCAAUAGGGAACAGAAUAAGGCACUCCUGCUCAAGUCCAGAUUCAUGGGUUGCAUUUUUUUUUAAUCACUCUGGUAUCUGUUUUUAUUUUAUACAGUCUGGAGUAGGCCUGUUGUGAUAUCUGUGAGUUAUUUCUUAGAUGUAAAACAAUUUUCUAGAGUCCAUGGGAAGGACUGGACAGGUUGGCCAAUCUUUGUAAUUAUAUAACAUAUGACCAUACUAACAAACCCAAAUGAAAAACAAUUCAAACUAAUGGUAAUACUACUAACGGUAGUAACCCAAAUCACAUAACUGUGAGGCCAGGAUUUGCAAGGAGCUAUUUUUUUUUAACUUUUUUUUAAUUUUAAACUUAUAGUUCUUUUGCUCCUUUUAAAAGCUUGGCACUAGGAAAUACAAAAACUAUCACUGGUGAAAUCCAGAAGCAUUAGGGCCUUUGCACAUGGAGGAAAUUCUGGAUUUUCUCAGCAGAUCCGCACUGCCUAGAUUCGGAGGUAAUUUUGAGCGGAAUUUGGUGCCAAAAAUAACCCCUGAAAUUCAAAGUCCCAUUUGGAGUUACCAAUGAGUGUUAGCCAAUAAUCUGUACGUUUUUUUUUUUAUUACUUGAUAUACAGUUAAUGUAUUUGGCUUAACCACAAACUGUUAGUAAGUUUCCCUAGAAAGCUUAUCAUACAACCAGGCAUAUAAUUAGUUUAAAUUCCAAAUCUGGGUUGGAAAAAAUCUCUGGGCUGAAUAAAAUAAUUUAUCUUAUAUUCUGCCAUGGCAUUGCUAUUAAACCGUUGAGCUCUGCAGUAUUUUCUUAUCCUGGUCUUCUCUACAUUGUAUGUAUUAUACAAAGAAUAUUUUAAAUUCAGUCCUUUCAUCGUAUGAGGCAUUGCACUAAAGUAUGCACAAAGCCAUUACUUAAAGUGUAACUCUGAUGUUUGCCCAGCAGUAGGAUAGCUGAUAAAAACGUUUGUCAACUUUAUAGGACAAGACAAAAGAAAAAACAGGAUAUAAAUUUGCCCCAAGUCCCAUAGACCUGCAUGAGACUUCUGGCAUAUCUAUAUCCUGAUCAUCAAAGUUACGCUUUAACAUGGUAGUCACCAGGUAAAGAACAUAUAUACUCCAUCACAUGAAUACUGUUACUUUUAUAUGUGCUUGAAUAAAGACAAUAAACAAUCUGUACCCACUUGGUCCAAUUUCUCGCUCCUGCUGCUAUUUUGGUGCCAGGUUCAACUGCUUAGCCCACCCAGGCAAUCACUGGCCACAGAGGUGACCCGUCUGAGCCAGAGAUUGGCUGACUGAGCACUUUAUUGUGUUGAAACAAAGAACAAAAAGUACUCAGCGGCAGGACUGUUGGGUUUGUGGAAGGUGAGUACACAUAUUUUAUUGUUUUUACCACAGGCUGAGCACAUAUAAAUGUAAAAGAACUAUCCGGAAAACCCCUUGAACAGAAUAUUAUUCGAGAAAUUUAUUGAGAAAUAUGUUCCUUUACAUGAGGUGUUAAACUGGAUGAUUGAACCUAUAAAAUAUUGUUAUUAAUCAUAGGUGACCAUUUCUAACCAACCCCAUGACAAUCAAAUACCAGCUUCUAACUACUUAUUUUACUACAUAUACAGCAACAAUAUAGAAAAGUAGACUGCAUAUUGAGCCUAUCUCAAUGCAACCAUUUACUAUGGAAUUUAGCAGAGGACUAACUGACAUGACUAAUGUUAAAUCAAAGGAGGUAUCCCAAGUUAUUGCCCAAUCACAGGAGAGGCGAUAACUAGUUGGUCAGAGAUGGUCCAACCACUGGGACUACAACCUAUCACAAGAACUGAGGUCUUGAUGCUGAGUGAAUGGAACAGUAGUGCUCAUGCUUGGCCUUCACUUUAUUCACUCUAUAUGUGGCCUCCAAAGGCAAGCCACAUACUGUAUAUACCUGGCUAUUUUUAGAAGUCCUUUAAAGAAUGAAUGGAGCAGUGAUCAAGCAUAUGUGCUGCCUCUCCAUUUACUCACUAGACAAGGCCCUACCGUUCUCCUGAUUGGUGGGAGUCCCAAUAAGCAGACUCUGACCAACAAGCUAGUAGAUGGCCCGUGGAUAGAUGAUAACUUUUUAUUUUGGGAUACUUGCUUUAAGUGUCUUUCAUACUGUUGGUAACUAUACAGACAACUUUAUUUCUUUUAAAUGACUUUAGCUUUUUUUGUAUACUUUACUUUUUUGUAACUUUAGAAUGUGACAAGUGUUUGUUUUUCAUAAAAGGAUUAAGGAAGAAAACAGGAUAAGACUGAAAUAUGUAACUUUAAAGAUGUUUCUGCCAUCCAAACCCAAUACAUUACAGCUGUUGUUUGGAAGUUCUGCAAAAGUUCUUUAUCAAUGCCAUGUGUAAUCCCAGGACCAUUUCAGUGAUGGUGAUUGUGUUACUGUCAACCUGACCCUCCUCUACCGAGCCGUGUUUUGUGGGAAAAAGACCUUUUAGGUGUCUUUUUUAUUCUGUAUUUUUAUCGAUAUGGUACGGAAUGUGGAAAAAAGGACUUUUGAAAAGGAUAGCUAGAGAUGUGACUACUAAUCCCUGCAUGGAAAUAUCUACUGCCCAUGAGUGAGACUGGAAAGGACUACUAACUCUUAUUGGAUGGCAAUGUGUUUACUUUGUCAGAUUCUAUCUUAGCCAUUUGGAAACUACCGCAAAUAUUUUAAUAGUUUACGUUUGUUUUGAAAAAUAAAAUGCAUACGACUUAUACCUGGAAUAUUUAAAAUUUAAUAAAAAAGACGAAUGUG